AUGUCUAAACGCACACUCGAUGGCUUCUUUACGCUAGCAACCAAGCGCACUAAAAUCUCGCCACCACCAACGACGAGGAACCACAACUCAACAGCACAAAAAUCGGAGGAGACUUCCAAGACCGAUACUACAGAGGACGGCCAGACUUCCACCCCGGAUACUGACACUGCACCAAUCUUCUCCCACCACAAAACCUACCCCCACCCCAUCGCUCACCUGCCCGUAUCACUCAUCGAGAGCCUGACCACCCUCAUCACCACCUCCGAGGGCGCGUCCAUAACUGACCAACCCCAUCUGAACCUCCUCCACUUCCAACCCUUCAUCCCCCGUCCCCUUGCCACCGAGCUCUUCACCUUCCUCCGCUCCUCGCUCCCCUUCUACCGUGUCCGCUACACCAUCACCCGCUACGGCAAGGAAACCCUCAUCAACACACCCCGAUACACCACAGUCUUUGGCCUCGACGAAACAAGCCUCUUCGACCCACCAGAAUGCCCUACCUCCCCAUCCUCCUCUACUCCUAGCACACGCAUCAUCGACGCCGUCACCAAGCAACCUGUCAAACCCAGCAAAUACAGAUGCCAGCCCCGCCCAAUCCCGCACAGCCUCACCAUCCUCAAAUCCAUAACCGAGGCCGUCACAAACGAAACCUACAAUUUCGUGCUAGUCAAUUACUACGCGACCGGCGCCGACAGCAUCAGCUUCCACAGCGACGACGAGCGCUUUCUCGGCAAGGACCCGGCGAUUGCGAGUUUGAGUUUAGGCGCCAAGCGGGAUUUCUUGAUGAAGCAUAAACCUCCUUCACCUCCAGCGGCGGCGGGAGCAACAGCAGCAGCAGCAGCGGGAGACGGCAAGACCUUCCCGGGGACGAAACCACUGAAGUUCGAGUUGAACAGUGGGGAUAUGAUCUUGAUGAGGGGCGAGACGCAAUCGAACUGGUUGCAUAGCAUUCCCAAGCGAACGGGCAAGAACAGUGAGGCAGGUCAGGGGCGGAUCAAUAUUACGUUCCGAAAGGCGAUGGUGCCGGGCGGAACGGAGAAUUACUAUCGGUAUAAUGUUGGGGAGGGUGGAGUGUAUAGGUGGGAUAGUGGGAAAGGGGAGAUGCGGGAGUGGAAGGGAAGUUAA
Molecule: messenger RNA, 1122 nt
Organism: Cyphellophora attinorum
Lineage: Eukaryota; Fungi; Ascomycota; Eurotiomycetes; Chaetothyriales; Cyphellophoraceae
Product: Alpha-ketoglutarate-dependent dioxygenase-like protein
Exons: 1
Coding region: 1-1122 (373 amino acids)
Biological process (GO): DNA repair
Source: RefSeq, a predicted model, not a curated record